AUGGUUAGGAUUACGAUUAGGGAAGCCCAAAUUGUGGGUGAUCUGCAACAGACAGUUCAAAAAGGUAUCUCACUUCUACAGAGAAAAGAGGAGAAACUUCAGCAUUUGGAGAGCUCCUUGACCGAUAAGCCUUUGUUUGAAAAUACUUCUCGAAUACCUGAAAGAACUGUGACUUUUGAUGUGAGUGAGUCAGAUGUGAGCAGCACUGUGGACCCACCUUUCACCAGAGAUCAGGCUGCAGUCCCACACAGAGUCCAGGACCUGGUGGAGUCCCUGCAGGAGUCCCUGCAGGUGAUUUCAGGGCAGUUGAACACGGCGGUGGGAGUGCUAGGUUCUUUAGACCAAAGACCAAACCCCGCCUUCUCUCUACCUCAGCCCGGGCUGGACUUCAGCACAGCCCACAUGAGGCGUUCACAGAUGUCUGAAAACUGGGCACCGCCACCUCCAAUGUUCAGCUCCACUGUCAACACUGGACUGAAGACCUCAGAGGACCUCAUCAACAGCAGAUGGAGGCAGAUAUUUCCUGGAGCAGCAAUGGGGCCAAGUGUUUCUAAACGUAGCACCUCCUACUCUUCUCACACUCCUCUCAGUCAAAGCAACUGGAGCGCCCCCUACAGGCAGAGCACCACAGAGGCAGACGGACACAGACUUCGGGACUUUAUUGACAGUAACAAGAGGUGGCUCGAGAGCCGACGCAAAGACACCAACAUACCUUUAUUGACUCGAUAUCGUCCUGCGACAAACGGUGGUGGUGAUUCAGCUCGGUUUGGACGACAACAAUGAGAUACGAGUUUUCCAUUACUGACAUUACUUUAUAUGAGUGAGUGCUCCAGUGCUUUCAACACCAUCCAGCCACUGCUCCUGAGGGACAAGCUGGAGACUGCUGGUGUGGACUGUGACCUGGCAGACUGGAUUUUGGACUACCUCACAAACCGGCCCCAGUUUGUGAGAUCCACGAACUGCGUGUCUGACCUCCUGACUGGUAGUGUGGGGGCACUGUCCUCGCGCCCUUUCUUUUCACCCUCUACACUGCAGACUUCAGACACAACACGGACAGCUGCGUCCUGCAGAAGUUCUCUGAUGACUCUGCCAUCAUUGGCUUCAUCAAGGAUGAUAAUGAUGUGGAGUACAGAGGACUAAUACAGGACUUUGUGGACUGGUGUCAGCAGAACCACCUCAUCAUCA
This is a messenger RNA of Boleophthalmus pectinirostris (great blue-spotted mudskipper), 1185 nucleotides long. RefSeq lists its product as uncharacterized. The record is from RefSeq and is a predicted model, not a curated record. The transcript has 7 exons. The coding region runs from base 1 to 783 and encodes 260 amino acids. NCBI's taxonomy places the organism in Eukaryota, Metazoa, Chordata, Actinopteri, Gobiiformes, Gobiidae.